AUCCCUUCUCUAUACGUCGCAUUCAAUAUUUAGCUCUUCGGCUCAACGUCGUCGCCCUUGCGCGACUGGUCCGAACGACUCGGUCGAGCUCUGGCUUCUCUGGAGGGUUUGUUUAACACCGACGCUGGUUUAUCUUUCCUGCUCCAACCAAUCAGAUUCGCAUUCGUUGCAGCCGACCCCACCAUUCCACCUUUGCAGCCUUUGCAGGGGGUCGUCAAUCUGAGCUUAUCGUGAUGAUUUUUUGGAACUUGGACAAAAAGAGUGCCAGAGCGAUAAACCAAACAGUUUAGACACUUUCUCCUCUCGCAUUUCGGCGAUCUGCACUUUCUUUCCUCCUUUUUCGCUCGCCUCGAAUUCUAUUCCCUGGCUUCUGAUCUUUGUGGAUUACAGCUAAACAAUUUCCAUGGCAGGGCCGCGGGCGCCCAUCGGCACUCUGUCGCAGCACGCUGCCGCAGCAGCUGGCCUCGUGCGCAACAUGGUUCCCAAGAUGUUCACCAGCUCCGACCCGAAGCGGGCUGGCAAGACAAACGACCCGGUUGAGAGCGAUAGCGACAGUGAAAGUGACACCGACAGCGAUACCUCCGAGACUGACGUGGUCGUGAACGAGGAGACCAAGAGCUGGGCCGAUAAAAUCAAGGCCAAGAAAGCCGCUUCAACGCCUGUCAAGGCCGAACCUGCUCCGGCCACAUCGCCCAAAACCAAUACGGCAAGCGCUGCUGUCAAACUAGAGGUCAAGAAACCGGAGAGCUCCGAAUCUUCCGCCAGCGAGAGCGAGAGCGAGAGCGACAGUGGUAGCGAGGACGAAGAUGCCAAGAUGGAUGUUGAUUUGAGAUCGGACGUCAAGAAAGCCGUCAAGGAGGAGGUCUCCGAAUCGGAGGCUGAGAGCGAGUCCAGCGAUGAAGAAAUGGCUGACCCACAGCCCGUCAAGAAGAAGGCUUCGCCGGCGUCUGCCUCUGAGGCUGACAGUGCAAGCGAGGACGAAUCCAGCGACGACGAAUCCGUAUCUGGAUCAUCGGGUGCCAAGGUUACGACAACGUCAGCGACCGCCACAAAAGAGGCUUCCGCCUCCGACGACGAAUCGGCGUCUGAGAGUGAGAGCGAAGGCGAGAGCGCAGGCGAGGUGCAACCAUCCGCCAAGUCAAAGUCCACAGCCCAGAGCGAGAGUGACAGCGAGAACGAGAGCGCAAGCGACAGUGAGGAUGAGCCAGAACCUUCACGGAAACCCAUGGAGAAAGCAUCAGCACACACCCCCAAACCCGUGAAGGAGGUUGCGAAUGCCAAGAAACCCGCUCCUGUCAACCCGUUGAAGCCAUCAGUUCCUGUCAAUGGGGCCGCGAAAAGCAAGGAGCUGAGCAGGGAGUUUGUUAGCAAGUCUGACGGCUCGAGCGCUGCUGAGAGCUCGGGAUCUGAAUCUGAGGACGAGAGUGCGGCGCGGUCUUUGGCUGUUGAGAAGCAAAAGGGAAAGGCACCGAGUCGACCGCCGGCUCGCGAGGUUGUUUCCCAAGGCUUCACCUUGCGCAAAGCCGGGGAUGAUGUCGAUGCCGCUGCGGUCGCUCAGGUCUUCAAGAAAGCCAAGGCCGAGGGCAAGCAGAUCUGGUACUUUACGACACCCAAGUCCGUACCCAUCGAGGUCAUUCAGAAGCAUGCCAUCCCCCUCGAAAAGAUCCAUUCUGGGAGAUCAAUCUUCGCCCACGAGGGAGCCGAAUACACUGGCCAAUUCGAGGAGUCGAUCAACCAUGCCAUCAAAGUCCUCAUCCCUGGGAAGGAUGGAUCAACCUAUGAAACAAUGAACCAAUCAGUCGAUCGCGUUCUGCACAUCACUCGCGUCACGCUCCGCGGCGACGAGGGUGAGAACGAGCCUGCCCCGGACUUGACAUCAUCUGCCCUUGUCAGCGCUCCUCGCCCGCAGCCUAAGGGACUGAAGGCGCGUUAUCUGCCAUUCGGGGUCACAAAUGGGGAUACUGGCAAUUCUGGGGCGGACGUGCCGGGCAGUGAUGAGGACGUCGAGAUGGCCCCAGCCCCUCCACUGCUGAACGGUUCUGCCGUGGAUGCCAAAUCCGACUCGCCGAAGAAGGCGGCAAAGAAGCGCAAGCUCGCCGAUGUCGAGAAAGGGACGCCUAGCCAUGAGGAGCCCGCAUCCACACCCGCCAAGAAGCCAAAGAAGGCUCGGAUCGACAGCAAGGCAAUCGAGCCUUCGCCUACCGAAGCUAUCACGCAGACCCCUAUUGCGGCUUCGCUCCCCAAGGUUAUCAAGCAGACCCCUAUCGCGCCUCCUCCUGUCCCACCGAGCUCGGCGAAGUCCGCUGUCCCUUCUGAACCGGCACAGUCGUCACCGGCCAAGAAGUCAAAGGGCAAAGACAAGCCCAAGAAGAAGGACUCCGCUUCUACAGAGAAGUCCAGCGAUUUGAAGAAGCCUUCGAGGGCAGGCUCUUCAACCCAAAGCGCCAUCAACGCAGGCAUUAGCGCCCUGAACAUCAAGUCUGAGCAUCAGUCCCCCUCACCCCAGAGCGCCAUCCGGGCAGGCAUUGGCGCCGUCAACAUCAAGUCAGAGUACCAGUCCAUGUCGGAGAAGCGCAAGGCAGUGGAAGCUGCGCGGGUUUCAAGAGCUUCGACGCCCAGCACACCGUCAAAGCCGCCCAGCAUUCCUACUAAGUCCAAAAUUGCGCCCUUUACUCCAGUUCCGAUUCCUGGUGCGACCACACCUCGCCGAGUGAUCCCCGACCGGCCCUGGCCAGUGCAGACACCCAACAACAAGGCAGCUCAGCGCAGCGGCACUCCCUCGGUUACUUCACAGCCACACAAGGGCAUCUUCAAUACACCCGACAACAAGGCAGCUCUGCGAGGCGGCACUCCCCCGGUUGCUUCACAACCUCUUAAGGGCAUCCUCAAGGCCCCAGAGCGCGGGCAGUUCUCUGGUGGAAAGGCUGAGUCGUCUCACCCUUCGGGCGGCCGCAGCAAGUCAGAGAAGAGGAAGCAGGAGAGGAAGAGACAGAAGCUCCGAAAGGCCCAGAUCUCCUGGACGCCCGACACGAAGCGCGGACAUGGCUCGCACUGA
This is a messenger RNA of Parathielavia appendiculata, 3055 nucleotides long. RefSeq lists its product as uncharacterized. Gene Ontology annotation, biological process: transcription by RNA polymerase I. The coding region runs from base 404 to 3055 and encodes 883 amino acids. Lineage: Eukaryota; Fungi; Ascomycota; Sordariomycetes; Sordariales; Chaetomiaceae. The record is from RefSeq and is a predicted model, not a curated record. The transcript is spliced from 4 exons.